This is a messenger RNA of Selaginella moellendorffii, 1912 nucleotides long. Its product is annotated as U-box domain-containing protein 4. Gene Ontology annotation, molecular function: ubiquitin-protein transferase activity; protein binding. The transcript is spliced from 4 exons. Gene Ontology annotation, cellular component: cytoplasm; nucleus. Gene Ontology annotation, biological process: protein ubiquitination. Lineage: Eukaryota; Viridiplantae; Streptophyta; Lycopodiopsida; Selaginellales; Selaginellaceae. The record is from RefSeq and is a predicted model, not a curated record. Bases 1 to 1854 code for a protein of 617 amino acids.
AUGGAGGCGAAUCGUGGCACUGCGCACGCCCGAAUUUCUGGCGUGCUACGGGGUUUGAUAGCUGCCUGCGAACAUGGCGGCGACACUGGCUCUUCUACUGCUUCUUCUGGCAGGCACUCGCUAUCCUCGCAUCAGCUGCAGCUUCUAGUAUAUCUCAAGUCCGUAGCCGCAGUGCUGGCUGAGGGGGAUUCAUGUGCGAUCGCAGGAGAAAGGGCUCGAUCUCUUGAAAAUGCGCUUCAAGGAGCUAAGGUCUUGUUGGACAUGUCGGGAAGCAAGAUAUACAAGGCUGGUGGAAAUAGCAGCUACUUUGUAGACGUGUCCGAUGCCAGGCUAGCCGAGGAAAUCGACACAAUGCUCUUGCAACAUAGACAUGGGAAAGCCGUUGGGAGAAACAAGCUCCAGAGCAUUGCAAGCAAGGUGGGCAUCAGAUGCAACAAUGGCCUAGGGAAGGAGCUGGAAGCUUUGCAGAGAGAGGGGGAGAGUGCUGCCUCGGAGGACCAAAAGGCCGAGAUACAGGACGUCUUGUUGCUCUUCACUCAACUGCUGAGCGAAAUAGACGACGAUGACAAGGCUUGGGGUGUGCCUAUCCCAGCAGAUUUCAGGUGUCCCCUUUCUUUGGAGCUGAUGGUGGAUCCGGUGAUUGUGGCCUCGGGGCAGACAUACGAGAGAGCUUAUAUCCAGAGGUGGCUGGAGCAGGGAAACUUUUCGUGUCCAAAGACACGCCAACCUUUGCCGCAUGACAACUUGAUACCAAACUAUACGGUCAAGGCGCUCAUCACAAGCUGGUGUGAAGCAAACAACGUUGCUGAGGCUGCUGCUCUUGAGAAAAAUGUGGGCUGUGCAAGGAACGCGGCCAGUGGCCGCUACUACAGGCAAACCAAGUCCCUGGGCCGAGCUUCUCGCUUUCAUUCCUUACUGGAGCUCGACAAACGGCAUAACAGCUUUCAGGACAGGGUGACAAGAAGUGGUGAGACGUCGCAGGCUUUCGAGCAACUCAUUACGAACUUGGUGACUGAUUUGAGCUCUCCGUUUGCUGGAGCUCGCAAGUACGCGGCGGCAGAGCUACGCCUGCUGGCUAAAGACGACAUACAGAGCAGGAUAUUGGUUGUCGAGGCCGGUGCCGUGAGGCCUCUGAUCGCGUUAUUAGACGAUGGUGACGAGCAAACCCAGGAAAUCGCCGUGACAGCUCUCUUGAACCUCUCCAUCAACGACAACAACAAGGCGGAGAUCUCCCGGGCGGGUGCCAUCGAUCCACUGGUGAGGGUGUUGAAAGCGGGAAGCAGCGCAGCAGUGGAGAACGCUGCCGCUACGCUCUUCAACCUUUCCGUGGUGGACAACAACAAGGAAGUGAUUGGUGCCGCGGGUGCGAUAUCUCCUCUGGUGGAACUGCUGGCAAGCGGCAGCCCCGGUGGCAAGAAGGACGCAGCAACGGCGCUCUUCAACCUCUCAACCUCUCACGACAACAAGCCGAGGAUGGUCAGAGCUGGAGCUAUCAGGCCGCUGGUGGAGCUGGCCUCGCAAGCUGCGACGGGCAUGGUGGACAAAGCGGUUGCCAUACUGGCGAAUCUGUCAACUGUGCCAGAAGGGAGAGUGUCCAUCGCCGAGGAAGGAGGCAUCAUCGCGCUGGUCCAGGUGGUGGAGACGGGCUCCCCGCGAGGACAAGAGAAUGCCGCGGCUGCUCUGCUCCAUCUCUGCAUCAACAGUAGCAAGCACCGAGCAAUGGUGUUGCAGGAAGGCGCGGUGCCACCGUUGCAUGCGUUAUCUCUCGCGGGCACACCACGAGGCAAAGAUAAGGCACUGGCGCUACUUCGUCACUUUCGAGAGCAACGAGUUGGAAAGCAACAGGAGUACUGAUGUUCGCUUUGUGCCGCCAUAGAGAGGUCAGCUUGAGCUACUGUUCUGUCAACGAAGC